Messenger RNA from Carica papaya (papaya), 2534 nucleotides. NCBI's taxonomy places the organism in Eukaryota, Viridiplantae, Streptophyta, Magnoliopsida, Brassicales, Caricaceae. The record is from RefSeq and is a predicted model, not a curated record.
UUAAUUUUUAAAUAAAACCCUACUGAUCUCCCCCAUCGAAUCCUUUUUCUUGUUAAGCUCUUGUUUGAUUUAUCAGGAACUCGAUUGGUGAUCUCUCUUUGGAGUUCUUGUUUAUCGUAGAUUUCAUUGAUUUGUGCCUGUUUCUAGUUGGGAAAAUUCUCAUGGAUCUAUCGUUUUUAGUUUACUCGGUUUUGGUUCACUGUAUGUAGAUCUUUUAGAAUUCAGCAAUUCCGACAGGUUCCGUGCUCGAACUGGAUUUCGAUUCCUCCCAGUUCCGUUUGAUUUUCGGGGAAAGGUGAACUGGUUAUCGGGCGAAAAUGAAGGUGCCGUGUUGCUCUGUGUGCCAAACGCGGUACAACGAGGAGGAGAGAGUUCCCUUGCUGCUCCAAUGCGGGCAUGGGUUCUGUAAGGAGUGUUUAUCGAAGAUGUUCUCGGCGUCGACGGACACAACUCUAUCCUGCCCCCGGUGUCGGCACGUGUCCGUGGUGGGGAACUCGGUGCAAGCGCUUCGCAAGAACUACGCAAUGCUCGCGCUCAUACACUCGGCUUCGAACUCUCUCCGCCGGGAUUUUGAUUGCGAUUGCACUGACGACGAGGAUGAUGAUAGCAGUGGCGAUGGCGAUGAGGAGGAGGAAGCGGCUCGGUGCUUCCGGGGCUCCAGUGCCUCAAGCUCCGGUGGAUGCGGGCCGAUGAUCGAAGUUGGGACGCAUCAGGAGAUGAAGCUGGUGAAGCGUAUCGGAGGGGGGAGGCGAGCUGGGGUCGAGAUGUGGGAAGCUGUAAUUGGUGGAGGCGGCAAUGACGGCCGUGGAAAACGGUGUAAGCAUCAAGUAGCAGUGAAAAAGGUUGCAGUAACGGAGGAGAUGGAUGUGGAUUGGAUGCUGGGGCAGCUGGAUAGUUUGCGGCGGACUUCGAUGUGGUGCAGGAAUAUCUGUACGUUCCAUGGUGUCGUGAAAAUGGAGGGUUCUCUGUGCCUUGUGAUGGACAGGUGUCAUGGCUCUGUCCAUUCUGCUAUGCAGCGAAAUGAAGGCAGGCUCACUUUGGAGCAAAUCCUAAGAUAUGGUGCAGACAUAGCACGAGGGGUGGCUGAGCUUCAUGCAGCAGGUGUUGCUUGUAUGAAUCUAAAACCAUCCAAUCUUCUUUUGGAUGCAAGUGGUCAUGCUGUCGUUUCUGAUUAUGGACUGGCCGCAAUUCUGAAGAGACCUGGCUGCAGAAAAGCUCGAACAGAUUGCGAUUCUUCAAGGGUCCAUUCAUGUAUGGACUGCACAAUGCUUAGCCCACAUUAUACUGCCCCAGAGGCAUGGGAGCCAGUGAGGAAAUCUUUGAAUUUGUUCUGGGAGGAUGCAAUUGGUAUAUCUGCAGAAUCAGAUGCCUGGAGUUUUGGUUGUACAUUGGUGGAAAUGUGCACUGGUUCUAUUCCGUGGGCUGGUUUGAGUGCAGAGGAAAUUUAUAGAGCUGUUGUCAAGGCUCGAAAACUGCCUCCUCAGUAUGCUAGCGUAGUAGGUGUUGGAAUUCCUAGGGAAUUAUGGAAGAUGAUUGGUGAAUGCCUUCAGUUUAAGCCAUCAAAAAGACCAACAUUUCAUGCAAUGUUGGCGACAUUUCUGCGUCAUUUGCAAGAGGUCCCACGCAGCCCUCCUACGAGUCCUGAUAAUGGCUUCUUGAAAUUCUCUGGAUCAAAUGCUGCAAAACCACCACCUGCAUCUGAUGAGGACAUUUUCCAAGAUAAUUCUAGCCAUCUUCAUAGACUUGUCUCUGAGGGAGAUGUGAAAGGUGUAAGAGGUUUUCUCUCAAAGGCUGCAGAGGGAAACAGUGGAAACUCAGUGCGUUCACUUUUAGAGGCACAGAAUACUGAUGGCCAAGCUGCUCUCCACUUGGCUUGUAGAUGUGGUAGUGCUGAACUAGUGGAGGCUAUUUUGGAGCAUGAAGAGGCAGAUGUUGAUGUUCUGGACAAAGAUGGAGAUCCUCCACUUGUUUUUGCUUUAGCAGCUGGAUCCCCUGAAUGUGUUCAGGCUCUCAUCAAAAGAGGGGCUAACGUUCGAUCUAGAUUGAGAGAAGGAUUUGGACCAUCUGUUGCUCAUGUCUGUGCUUACCAUGGACAGCCUGAUUGCAUGCGUGAGCUACUGUUGGCUGGGGCUGAUCCAAAUGCAGUUGAUGAUGAGGGUGAAUCUGUAUUACAUAGAGCUAUUGCCAAGAAAUAUACAGAUUGUGCUAUUGUGAUAUUGGAAAAUGGCGGCUGUAGAUCAAUGGCUGUUUUGAAUUCAAAAAAUUUAACACCAUUGCAUUUAUCUGUAGCAACAUGGAAUGUGACUGUUCUCAAAAGGUGGGUGGAAAUUGCUUCUCAAGAAGAGAUCGACGAGGCAAUUGAUAUUCCUAGUCCUGUUGGUACUGCAUUGUGCAUGGCCGCUGCUGUCAAGAAAGAUCAUGAAAUUGGACUUGGACUCAGGGAGAACAAUUGACAAUGGUAGGAUGAAUUUAGGGUUGUACCUUCUUCAAGCCGACACCUCUAGGAGACAAACUCACAAUGCAGUAUGUGCAAA